AUGUCUAGAGGAAUGGAGAAUUUGAGUGAAGAAGAUGUGGCAGCCGCGUUGCAACUUUGUUCUUUCCAGUACAUUGUUCUUGAUCCUCAAUCAGCCCGAGAAUUAGAAGAAGAGAAACAAAGGGUGCAACGCUCUCUUCCUCCUCCCAAACCCCGCGAAAAGAAAACAUUGCACUGCUUCCCUUCUUCGAGUGGAAACCAGCCGGAUGAUUUUCCUGUGGCGUUGCGUCGACUUGUGGGAAAAUAUUGCAGCCCCUCAUGGAAGAAGAGAUUGACAGAGAGUGACUUGUUGGAUACUCAGACGAGGUUACUGCUUAAACAAAGCUAUGUGGAGAAUAAAUUGUAUCCACUUUUGACUCCUGAAGAAGUUGUGCAAGUGAAGGAUGGUGGGCUUGGGGUGAAUGUUUAUGAUGGGGAGGGUAAUGUUUAUAACAUGAAGUUUAAGCUUUGGGGACUAAAGGCUUAUGUGCUAACUAAUCAGAACUGGCUUAACUUUGCCCGUGAUCAUAAUCUUGUUAAAGGGGAAGACUGGAUUACUCUUUGGAUGUUCAAGCAUUCAAGAACUGGUCAGGUGUGUUUCGCUAUAAAGACCAAACCUCUGAGCAAAGUCUCUGUUGCUUCCGGAGGGAAGAAGGUGGUUAGCAUGGAUCAGUGCGACAGCCAGAAAAGAAGCCGAAACAUUGCUUCUGAUAGGAAUGGUGAUGGCUGCAGCAACUAA
Molecule: messenger RNA, 717 nt
Organism: Daucus carota subsp. sativus
Lineage: Eukaryota; Viridiplantae; Streptophyta; Magnoliopsida; Apiales; Apiaceae
Product: putative B3 domain-containing protein At4g03170
Exons: 1
Coding region: 1-717 (238 amino acids)
Molecular function (GO): DNA binding
Source: RefSeq, a predicted model, not a curated record